Penicillium concentricum is the source of this 831-nucleotide messenger RNA. RefSeq names its product SAP18 family protein. The record is from RefSeq and is a predicted model, not a curated record. Bases 1 to 831 code for a protein of 276 amino acids. Gene Ontology annotation, cellular component: nucleus. Gene Ontology annotation, biological process: negative regulation of DNA-templated transcription. NCBI's taxonomy places the organism in Eukaryota, Fungi, Ascomycota, Eurotiomycetes, Eurotiales, Aspergillaceae. Gene Ontology annotation, molecular function: transcription corepressor activity; transcription factor binding. The transcript has a single exon.
AUGGCCGCUCCGUCGCGAGAGGGCCCAAAACCCUCGAUCAACCGCCAAACCACUGCACCUUUUCAUUUGAAGCUCUUCUACCGAGUCAACAACUACAACCCUCUUUCCGAUUACAGCAUCCCCGUACCACCUCGCCGCGGAGGACCGGUCAGCGGACCAAAUGCCAUUCGUCCAACAUCGCCCGUCGCAUCUGCAACACCACUCCCACCACAUCUGGAGAUCUACACAUGGCAAUCAUGCACACUUCGCGAGCUCUCACAGCUUCUCACUUCUGCUCUUCCAUCAUUACUCCCUGAUCCGCCCGUUGGCACCCGUCUCUGCUUCCGAUUGAUUUACCCCGACGCGCGCGGCGCGGCAAUGGGCGGCCCCGAUGCGCGUGGCCGAUACUUGAGCAGGGACUUAGGCAGUGCUAUUGUUGGCCCGAGAGAUAGUCCAUUGCGCGCGGAUGACGACGAAGAUAAGCAGGAGGAACGACCUCGCCCUGGCCCGCUCCGUUUCCAGGGUUCCGAGGCGGACAGGCCUCUGCAGGAUGCCCGGUUCAUCGUUGGAGACUACAUUGAAUGUGCAAUUCUUGCACCGCUUGAGGAUGGAUCUGUUGCGCCUCCUCUCAAUGGCGCGUCAGGCCCGAUCCUAGGACCCAGAGGUGGAGGUGGAGGUGGCAUGCGCGCGUUCCGGGAUAAUGGCUAUAAUCGUGGGGCUGGUCGUGGUGGUCCUCGUGGAGGAGGAGGUGGUGGUGGUGGACCUCCCCAUAUGCCCCGAGGUGAUUGGCAUCGUGGUGAGCGAUUGCCUGAAGGUGGACGCGGAGGCCGUCGUGGAUGGGCGCCAUAUUGA